AUGGCAGAUAUGACAUUACCUAACCCAGCUCCAGCACCAUAUUAUUAUGACUAUGGUGUUGACGCACGUGUAGACCCAAAAAAGCAAACAUUAUAUUUAGAAUAUUAUAGAUAUAAAAGAUAUAAUGCAAUAGAAAAAACGAGAAUAGUAUACUAUUAUGAAGAUGACAGAAAUAAAUAUUAUAGUCAAGAUUUUACCUACCCUGAAAACAUAAGAUUAUAUUAUAAAAAAUAUUCUGACACAAACCAGAAGAAACCUGAAAUGGCUGCACUAUAUUUUAAGUUCAAAAGAGAGAAUCCUAUAAUAUCUCAUAUGUUUGAUUUAAUGAACCCAGUAGGUUCUAUUUAUACAUCUAUGGAAGCAAGAAGUCCUCAAGUAAUGUUUGGUGUUGGUGCAUGGGAACAAAUAGUCGACAGGUUUUUGUAUUGUGCAAACUCUUCAAAGGAAACAGGUGGAAGUAAAACGAUUUCAGGUGAAAAUUUACCUGCACACAGUCACUACAUAGAUUUAAGUACAUCUCAAGCAGGUUGGCAUAAGCAUAAAUUUUGGGAUUGGCACGCCUUGAAAAAAGGUAAAGGAUAUGAUGUUAAAGACGACGUUCAGUUUGCUAUAAAUUGUUACUGGAGUGACACUCAGGGAGAUGGAAACCAUACACAUCGCGUUUCGGGAUAUACGCAAACAACGGGACAAAGUAAAGAAUACAUGCCACCUUACAUGACAGUUUACGCAUGGUAUAGAAUUGCUUAG
This is a messenger RNA of Trichomonas vaginalis G3, 747 nucleotides long. Its product is annotated as phage tail repeat-like family. Bases 1 to 747 code for a protein of 248 amino acids. Lineage: Eukaryota; Parabasalia; Trichomonadida; Trichomonadidae. The transcript has a single exon. The record is from RefSeq and is a predicted model, not a curated record.